This is a messenger RNA of Mesorhabditis belari, 621 nucleotides long. The record is from the annotation of a GenBank genome assembly. NCBI's taxonomy places the organism in Eukaryota, Metazoa, Nematoda, Chromadorea, Rhabditida, Rhabditidae.
AUGGGGGUAGCGUAUGGAGUGUCAUGCUGUACACGAAGCUUUCUCGUGCUUCUCAACUUGGCUAUGAUGGUGGUCGCCUUGGCUGCUUUAGCUUUAGCUAUUUGGAUUCGAUGUGAUGAUUCAUUUGAGGAAUCAAUUCAAGAUAUGAGAACAUGGAUUACGGUUUCUUUUUGGGUGAUUGUCGGAUUUUGCAUAGCUUGUGCAAUUAUUGGAUUAGCCGGUUUACUUGGAGCUGCUUCUAGAUCCCGUGUCUUGGUUGCUCUUUAUUUUGUGGCGCUGUUGAUCGUGAUUCUCCUUGAAAUAGCUGUCGGAAUUUUUGUACUAGUCGAAAGGCAUAAGGUUGUACGAGAUGCAGUAAAAGAAUACGUGCAAGUCUCCUAUCAAAUGCAGCUUCGUGACGUACAAACACUCGAAUAUCGGUAUGAUUGCUGCGGAGUGGAGAAUUUUGCAAACCCUCAAUGCAAUCCUUUAUUGCCGACCUGUUCAUCAGCUGUAUGGGAUCGUCUUGAUUACACAUUGAUGGUAUUCGGCUGUUCAAUGCUUGCUGUCAUCGUUUGUCAAGUUAUCACCGCUCUUAUCGCUCUCGUUCUCGUCGGAACUCCGUCUCGUUAUGCUGAUGCA